This is a messenger RNA of Penicillium cosmopolitanum, 1050 nucleotides long. RefSeq lists its product as uncharacterized. Lineage: Eukaryota; Fungi; Ascomycota; Eurotiomycetes; Eurotiales; Aspergillaceae. The transcript has 6 exons. Gene Ontology annotation, molecular function: oxidoreductase activity, acting on paired donors, with incorporation or reduction of molecular oxygen; iron ion binding; heme binding. The record is from RefSeq and is a predicted model, not a curated record. Bases 1 to 1050 code for a protein of 349 amino acids.
AUGGUUUAUGCACCAUCAGAUCACAAAAAGCUACAUGACUGUAAUAUGGGGUCUUUUUUUGCAAGAACGCUUGGUUCUUGUGUAGGAGUCCAAAACGGCGCACAGUGGAAGAACACGCGCUCACACCUGGACCCUCAUUUCUCCUUCACAUCAGCAAAUUCAGUUAUUGCAACAACUAAGGAUGCUAUCAAGACCUGGGCUGAGACGAUUCCCCAUGAGGCAAAUGCUGGUGUAUCGGGGCCUUUCGAACUUGACGCAAUAGUUGCUUGCCGCCAGCUGCCUUUUCGACUAAUUGCCAUGGCCCUGUACGGUGAAGUCUUUUCAGAGGAGCUAUUUGGGCGGCUAUGGGAUUUAAACACGCUCCACGAGGAGGUGACGUUUGUCACAUUCUUGAGUCCAGCAGCCAAAAACUGGUGGUAUCCCUGGCUACCAACCAAGGCCAAUGCCACCCUGAGGAAGUUCAACAAGCUCUGGAAAGAAUUGAAUCUAGAUGCGGUGUCUCUUGCGAGAAAGCGGGGAAUUUCAAUUCCUUUGGAAGGAAUGUACCAAGCGGUUGAGAAUGGGAAUAUUGAUAUGACUAGUUUUUUGCAAUCUCUUGAUGAAAUCAUCUUCACCAAUAUAGAUAUCACUUCAACCAUUUUUGCCUACUGCCUGAUAAACUUGGCGGGUCAUCCAGAUGAACAAAAUAAUCUGCGAAACGAGAUUUUAUCAAAGGAAAACGACAUCGCUACUCUGGAUCGCUAUCUGAAAGAAGAAAAUACACAGCUUCAUCACGUUUACCUGGAGCUUCUUCGCAAUAACCCUCCUGCUUGUUCUAUACCAGUUUGGAAGACUAAUUUUGAUACAGGGUUUUCCCUUCCUGAGAUGACCGCAAAGGAUAAAUACAUCGGAGGCUACCUUAUUCCAGCUGCCACCCCUGUCAUUAUCGACGUACGCCGAUUGAAUCAAGACUCCCCGAUUUGGGCCCCGGAUGGGAAGGUUUUCGACCAGGCCGUUGGGAUUCUGUCUCGCGAUUGGAUGCACGGUACAGUCUGCAUGGGUAUGGACUAG